GCCCACGGGCCUCGGACCAAUCAAAUGCAGGAUUGCUGAGGCUGUGGCCCAAUGGCCAGGGCUGUCUUUCAUCACGGCCCGCGGUUUGAAACUGUCAAGUGGCUGCUAGGGUAGCAGCUGAGCUUGCUGAGGAGGUUGCGGCGGCGACGCUGGGGUCGCCUCGAGUGAGGAGUCGGAGGUUGGCGGAGAAGGUGGGUGCCGGCGGCGGCGGCGGCCCGGCCGGGUCCUCCCAGUCAAGACUCCGGGCGUCAUCCCUGGAGAUGCCCAGUUGACUGGAUCCAUAGAUGUGGAAACCCAGGGAUACUGAGGGCAGACAGUACCGCAUGCCCACAGCUUUCCCCAGUACUUCCCAGGCUACUUCAUGCCUGUACACCUGGUACUGAGCUCAUCAUCUAUCCUCCAAGAGUCAUCUUCCUGCAUUCCCUGCUCUGUGUCUGUGCAGGAUGUCAUCUGAUGAGGAUAAAUAUUCAGUCCAUGUUGCUCACAAUAACUCUGAUCCUGAUAGUUCUGUCUCCACAGACCUUCAGGAAGAGUAUGAAGAACUGCUUCGCUACGCUAUUGUGAAUCCAAAUGUUGACCCCAGUGCUUCCCAGCCGUCUCAUCCGAAGGGAGAAGCGGCCCCAGGAAAUAACCCUGUAAAAGAAACUGCAAUGGAAGUUGGAAAAGGAUGUGAUAAUUCCAGCCAUUCAAAAUCAGGGACAUCCCCGGUCCUGUCACCCAGGAAGGUCUCUCAUCCAGUCAUGGAUUUUUUCAGUUCACAUGUUUUAGGUGACUCUUCCUCACCAGCCUCUGCUUCUACUCAUACAGAUGCCCAUGAAAUGAUUGUGGGCGACCGUCUUGUUUCUGAUGAAAAUCUUCAGAAGGUGGAGAAUGUACUUGACCUCUGGAGUUCAGGUCUGAAGACAAACAUUAUAUCUGAACUGAGUAAGUGGAGACUUAAUUUUAUUGACUGGCACCGUAUGGAGAUGAAAAAAGAGAAGGAGAGACACGCGGCACUGGUAAAGCAGCUGUCCAACCAGAUCGCUGACUUGAAGGAGCUGCAGAAAGCUUUUGAAAUUUCCAUCGGGAGAAAAGAUGAGGUGAUUUCCAGCUUGUCUCAUGCCAUCGGCAAGCAAAAGGAAAGGAUAGAGUUAAUGAAAACCUUCUUCCACUGGCGAAUUGGCCAUGUCAAAUCAAGACAGGAAGUCUAUGAAGGAAAACUGGCUGACCAGUACUUCCAGAGAACUUUGCUGAAGAAAGUCUGGAAGGGCUGGCGUUCCGUGGUGCAGAGGCAGUGGAAAGAAGUGGUGGAGCGCGCGUGCCAGGCAAGGGCUGAAGAGGUCUGUGUGCAGCUCUCCAAUGACUAUGAGGCCAAACUUGCUAUGUUAUCUGGAGCUUUGGAAAAUGCAAAAGCUGAGAUUCAAAGAAUGCAACAAGAAAAAGAGCACUUUGAAGACUCUAUGAAGAAAGCGUUCAUGAGGGGAGUGUGCGCAUUAAACCUUGAAGCCAUGACCAUAUUUCAGAACAAAAAUGAUGCAGGGAUAGACUUCACGAGUAAUAAAAAGGAAGAGAGUGGCCCUGGUGGUCCGGGAAGAGAACUUUCUGCUCAUUUGGACACUUCUUCAUCUACAAUACCGUCAGCAAUACCGUCGGCAGUUCCAUCACAGCUGCUGCCAUCUGCAGCAGCAGCAGCAGGAGGAGGGGCCAGCGCCUCGGUCAUUCCCUCCGCCGCCUCCAUGACCUCUGCUGGAGCUACAUCUGCCUCUUCUAUUCACAUUCCUGUCUCUGUUCUUGGUGCAGGACCGGCAGCUGCUGCUGCCCCAGAAGAAAUGUACAUGCCAAGAGUUGUGACUUCAGCACAGCAGAAGGCUGGGAAGACAAUUACAGCUCGGAUCACGGGACGGUGUGAUUUUGCUUCCAAAACUAGAAUCAACAGCAGUUUGGCUAUCAUGGGAGUUUCCCCUCCCAUGAGCUCGGUUGUCGUGGAGAAGCAUCAUCCAGUCACAGUGCAAACCAUUCCUCAGGCAGCUGCUGCCAAGUACCCACGGACCAUCCAUUCUGAAGGCGGCAUCCCAGCUUCUAGGUCUCUCGGAGCCAGGCCAACACACACCCAGUCUCUCUCCAGUGUUCAGUCCAUAAAAGUGGUUGACUGAGUGACUGUGUUCACACUCAGGCUUUUCAGUCCUCUGAUAAGGACUUGACUGGGAGCAAGAAGAUUUUGUUUUUGACUUUUCUGUACUGUUAGAACAUCAUGGACACAUCAUGUUCAUCUUUUCAGAAUUCUAAGAGACUUUCCCAUCCUUUGUAACUGUAUGUAGAGAUUAUUUUAAUGUUGUUAUUUUUAUUUAAACAAUUAAGUAGAACUUUUUAAUUAAAAAAAAAAAAAAAACUUGGUUCAAAACAUGUCCAGCCUACCACUGAUUGAAUUGUUGAAGGGUAUAAAUCUUUUUCUGUACAUUAUUUCAAAAGGAAAUCAUUUCUAUUGUUACUGAGCCAUAAUUUACACAAAACUUUGAAAGAGACCUUUACUGCCAUUACUAAAACAUAUAGAAGCUAUUUUAGUUUUUAGAUAAAGACCAAGAGUAACAGUGGUAUUUCUAAACACAGCCUCCUCUGCCUUCGCUGUAGUGGUCUUCCUCUCUAGGACUGCAGUUAAACACUAAGGGAAACAGGCAACAUCUGUGAAUAAGGCUUUUGAUUAGCACCCAGACAGAGAGAAGCUCCCUGCUGGGAUGACUCUGCUUUCUUUGUUCUUUCUCACCUUAUUGGGGCCUGCAGCAUUGAGCCUGCCUGUUCUUUCUACACAUCCACGCAUGUGCUGCAGAGAGGCACCCUGCAAUACAACAGAGCUUUUAGCCUGGGUGUAAGCUUUCCAAUGGUGUGAAUAAGCCAUCUGGGUCAGGCGUGAUGGAUGGCACAUGCCUCUAAUCCCACCAGUGGGGAGACAGAGGUAAGUGAAGC
Messenger RNA from Onychomys torridus (southern grasshopper mouse), 2940 nucleotides. RefSeq names its product POC5 centriolar protein (gene Poc5). The record is from RefSeq and is a predicted model, not a curated record. Bases 444 to 2132 code for a protein of 562 amino acids. The transcript has 13 exons. Gene Ontology annotation, cellular component: centrosome. Lineage: Eukaryota; Metazoa; Chordata; Mammalia; Rodentia; Cricetidae.